ACUGACGAUACAAAGGACAAUGCACAGUGUAUGUGCUGAUGACAUUUUGUGUGCUGUGACAUGGUUUUUGCCAUGGCAUCUGAGACUGAAAAGGCCCAUGCUCUUCUCCAAACUUUCAGUACAGCUUCAGUUAUUUCUAGUCUAGGUUUGGGAAUAUUCUGCUUUGUAGCAGACAGACUUCUGCAGUUUUCCUUCAUUCAGCAAAAUGACUGGCUCCGAGCCUUCUCUGAUAAUGCAGUGCAUGGUAUACUAGGAAUGUGGUCCUGGGCAAUAGUGAUUGGACUCAGGAAGAAAAGUGACUUCACUGAGGUCACUCUGGCUGGCUUCCUCGCCUCCAUAAUUGAUGUGGACCACUUCUUUCUUGCUGGCUCCCUGUCAUUAAAGGCUGCUCUGACUCUUCCAGAGAGACCACUUCUUCAUUGUUCUACUGUGAUUCCUGUUGUGGCUCUGACAUUAAAGUUUAUUAUGCACCUUCUCAGGCUUAAGGAUUCAUGGUGCUUUCUUCCCUGGAUGUUGUUCAUAUCCUGGACUUCCCAUCACAUCCGUGAUGGGAUUCGUCAUGGCCUCUGGAUCUGCCCAUUUGGAAAAACUCCUCCUUUGCCAUAUUGGCUGUAUGUAGCAAUUACAGCAUCUUUACCUCAUCUGUGUUCAUUUAUUAUGUAUUUAACAGGCACUAGAGAAUUAAUGUCUAUAAAACAUGGAAUUCGCAUUGAUGUAUAAGAAUGAUGGCUCUUAAAGGUAGUUUCUAUUAGCACUUGAAAUAAGCUGUCUGUUUGUCACUGAAGUGGUUUCCUUAUGUUUCCUACAACUUCCGGGUUAGGCAUUUUAAGCCAGUGGAGCCAGUCAGAGCUCCUCAUUCCUUGAGGUCAUAGAAGCCUAUUUAAUGAAUGGUAAUACUUUUAUAUCUAUACAUUCUCCUUGUAAAAUAUGUGGCCUUCCAUUCUAGUUCAUGCAUAGCUAGCUGAUUUAUAAAGUACUUAGUCUCGCUGUAAUUUUACUGUCAUGGUGCCAUUCAUCUGGUAACCAUUCACUUUGGAUUUGUAUUCUGCCUUUAGAUAAUACAUUUCAUCUAGACAGCAUUUGUAUAGCACUUUUAAAAUGUAAAGUACUAUAUAAAUGCUAAG
Messenger RNA from Balearica regulorum gibbericeps (East African grey crowned-crane), 1124 nucleotides. The record is from RefSeq and is a predicted model, not a curated record. Lineage: Eukaryota; Metazoa; Chordata; Aves; Gruiformes; Gruidae.